CUGUUUAGAAAGUAGUGUUUGAAACAGGUUAUGUUACUUGUUACAUUGAGUGCAGAAUGUAGCAAUGUAAAAGGUUGUUUUGAAAGUAGUUUCAUUUAAUUCAUUUCAACUUAUUUUCAUGCUUAUAUCCAAUUAAGGUUAAAGCACGCUGUCCUGGACACACACCUCAGCAAUAGGACUGCAGUGGGUUAGUUGUUAGUGGUUAGUGAGAGAGAAGAUGGUGUAGUGGUCCUAUACCUACACAUGGAGUCAUUAAACCUCACUCUGAGUAGGAGCUGGUACCAGGUUGUGAACACUACCUGCCAGUGGGUUAGUUGUUAGUUGUUAGUGGUUAGUGAGAGAGAAGAGGGUGUAGUGGUCUUACACCUACCCAUUGAGUUAUUAAACCUCGCUCUGGGUGGGAGCCGGUACUGGGCUUUGAACCCUGUACCUACCAGCCUUAUGCCUGAUGACUUAACCAUGACACCACCGAGGCUGUAGUAGUAAGUAGUUAACAUGGUGGAUCAGUAGGCGGAGUUACCUUUGCAAUUCCAGCUAAGUUGAAUCCCUUUCCAAAAGAUAAAUAAGCAAUGUUUGGUUUCAUUUAUUUUAUUUUCUGCGUGCGACUCAUUAAAAUGUUUUGUUGAAUGUGAUAAUACCUUUUUCCUCCCCAAACGUUUCUAGGAAUGUGGCAGAAACGGAAGCAGAAAAAGGGCUGAACCAAAAGCUGUUAGGCUAAUCAAGGGACUUAACUCUAAUAUGACUGUAAAUGAUAUCGGAGUUAUCUUUCUUUUCAAGGUGCGCAGAAUGCCCAUCCACUCUGGUGUUGUAGGGCAUGGGGAGAGAAUUCUGCUACAGUUUUGGGAUACGUCGGGACAGGAGAGAUUUCGCAGUCUCACGACAGCAUUUUUCCGUGAUGCUAUGGGCUUCCUAUUGUUGUUUGACCUGACCAAUGAGCAGUCGUUUCUGAACAUACGGAACUGGCUGACGCAGCUACAGACUCACUCGUACUGCGAGAACCCCGACAUAGUGUUGUGUGGCAACAAGGCAGACCUGGAGGAGCAGAGAAGGGUGUCUGAUGAAAGGGCGAGGGAAAUCUCAGAGAAAUACGGAUUGCCGUACUUUGAAACGAGUGCUGCAACUGGUCAGAAUGUGUCAAAAGCUGUUGAGUGUUUGUUGGACCUGGUCAUGACGCGAAUGGAGAAAUGUGUCGAUAAAUCGCAUAUGCCGUGGGGAGGUGUUCGGAACGGCCGGCUAAGCAAGGCGGAGAUGGGGGAGACGAAAAAUGAAGGGGGUUGUGCAUGCUGAUAAAUAUACCGUUGUUUAUUUAUUACUCUAUUGUGAUUGUGAUAGCAACUUCAUUAACACUGCCACGAGGCAAUGGAUGUUUUUAUUUGAGAGUUUAAGUUUGGUGUCAGAAUUGGGAUGAAAAACGAAACUGGAACAAGAGUUUAGAAAACUUUGCACGGUCUUCGAAAGGAGGGGUUUACUGUGAGCUUUUCAUCAAAAAACAAGGAUGGAAACAGUUUUAGGGCAUUCUGGAGAAAUAGGGAGGAUUUUCUAAAGGGGCACUGCCACCAUUCCUGCCCCCCCCCCCUCUUCCACACAACUUCACUCAUUGACCCAACCCAACCUCUUAGAACUGAAAACGUUUCUGCUGUUUUAUCAUUAUCAUCAGUAGCUAAUUGAUUUGUUUAAUCAUCAGCUAUCAGAGAUGCCAACUAAUAUGAAUUUGCAGAAUCAUUAUGAAUUUAAAGCAUAGAUUACGCUAUUAUGAUUGUCUUGUUCAAAAUUCUGAUUUUUAGAAAGAAAAUCAUAAUUUCGCUUAUUUGGUGUCAGAUCGUAUUUUGGAAGGCAGAAAUGUUGUUAACACCGGAGAAAUGGAACUUUUCCCCUCUUCACUGUCAACAAUCAUAGAUUGGUUUCCUGCCUUGUUCUUUAAACUUAUGGAUUCUGAAUAGCGAGCAUAGCAAGCGUGGGCAAUAUAGAAUAAACCAGUCUAGCAAUCAGUUUUCCGAGCAGCCCCGAUGUUUGCCGCUUGGGAACGGCCUUGAACUUGACUUCACUAAAAUGUUAAAAAAAACGUGCUCCAGAGCCAUUACUGAUAACAUUCCUAUUUUGGGGAGGGGGUGGGGGGUGCCUAUUUUUGAAGGCCUGGAUUCCUAUGACACUCCAACUAGGACUGGCAUCUCUGAGCUAUUGAAUGUGAAAGACUGUAGGUCCUGAAGUUAAUGCCAUCAUAAUAUUAAUGCGAAACAUUGUAGCUUGUGUUAUUUGCAUAAAUAAUAUUACAUAUUUAUUUCUAGACCGUCCUCG
This is a messenger RNA of Gigantopelta aegis, 2295 nucleotides long. Its product is annotated as ras-related protein Rab-27A-like. Gene Ontology annotation, cellular component: melanosome; secretory granule. The record is from RefSeq and is a predicted model, not a curated record. Gene Ontology annotation, molecular function: GTPase activity; GTP binding. Bases 739 to 1287 code for a protein of 182 amino acids. Lineage: Eukaryota; Metazoa; Mollusca; Gastropoda; Neomphalida; Peltospiridae. Gene Ontology annotation, biological process: positive regulation of exocytosis; melanosome transport. The transcript has 3 exons.